Molecule: messenger RNA, 1884 nt
Organism: Trichoderma atroviride IMI 206040
Lineage: Eukaryota; Fungi; Ascomycota; Sordariomycetes; Hypocreales; Hypocreaceae
Biological process (GO): L-arabinose metabolic process
Molecular function (GO): alpha-L-arabinofuranosidase activity
Source: RefSeq, a predicted model, not a curated record
AUGCGAUACAACAUUUCUAGGCUAUUCGCCUUACUGGGCAUUGCGUCCACUGCUCAUGCUGUGACCCUUACAGUAUCCACUGCGCAAGGCAAUGCAACUAGUCCUAUCUUGUAUGGCCUUCUAUAUGAGGAUGUCUAUCACUCUGGCGAUGGAGGUCUAUACUCAGAGCUAAUCCAGAAUCGUGCCUUUCAAGGCACUUCUGUGUUCAAUAACCAGGGCCCGUAUCAGACUCUUCAGUAUUGGCACACCAGGGGAUCGGAUACUCUGACUCUCGAUAAUCAGGCGCCACUGUUAACCAGUGCUCUCCCUUGGCAGAUGCGUGUAGAUGUCGCAAACGGAGCAACUGGCGCAACUGGCUUCUGGAACGAAGGGUAUGCAGGCAUGAAUAUAACAACCGCCACUCGCUAUGCAGCCAAUUUCUACCUCCGAGGCAAUUACAAGGGGCAAAUCUUGGCCGCUUUCUGGAGCAAUACAACAAACUCUAUGCUUGGCAGCACCACCUUUCAAGUCGACCAAACAGAGGCCAAUGGCUGGGUCCCUUAUGCGCAAACUUUCACCACGCAAUUUUCUGCACCAGAUGAGAAAAAUACGUUCCACCUAACCUUUGAUGGUGCCAGUACUGCAGGUCAAAGCCUCCGUUUCCAGAUGAUUAGUGUUUUCCAGCAGACGUACAAGAACUCAAACAAUGGACUUCGGAUGGACCUUGCCGAGGCUCUCAAUGAACUAGGUGGCAAGUUUCUUCGCUUCCCAGGAGGCAACAACCUGGAAGGAAUUGCUUCUCCGUAUAGGUGGAAAUGGAAUGAAACAAUUGGGCCAAUCAUCAACCGUCCUGGACGUCCGGGAACAUGGGGCUAUGUCAAUACCGAUGGCCUCGGGCUUUUGGAAAUGAUGCAGUGGUGCAUUGACAUGAAUCUCGAACCGUUACUGGCUGUUUGGGGCGGGCUGUAUCUGGACGGCGAGAUUAUCUCCGAAGCAGACAUAGGAGCAUAUGUCGAAGAUGUUCUCAACGAGCUGGAGUUUCUUUUGGGCCCAUCAACCUCACAUUGGGGCAGCGUUAGGGCUUCGCUGGGUUACCCAAAUCCCUUUACAAUCAACUACAUCGAAAUUAGCAACGAAGAUUUCCUCAACGGCGGUAUCCCAAGCUAUGUCGGCUAUCGCUUUAACGCGUUCCACGACGCCAUCAAGAAUGCGUACCCGAAUAUGAAGAUCAUUUCGUCCAUUUGGUCCGGGUAUUUCACCAACCCCUCUAUGCCUGCUGGCGUCAUUCAGGACCUCCAUGAUUAUCUCUCCGUGGAUGAUAUGGUCAGCAAGUUUAAUGGCUACGACCACGCCCCUCGCAAUCAGCCUGUCCUGGUGGGUGAAUACGCUGCCAUCUACGACGCAGAGCACACCAACCCAAACCAGCUAGAUAACCCAACAUUGCAAUCGGCAACGUCCGAGGCUGUUUAUUUUCUGGGCCUUGAGAGAAACUCGGAUGUCAUUGUUGGAAUAUGCCAUGGCGCACUGAUCAAGAGUCUCCAUGACGAGCCAGACAACGUCGCCAUCAUCAAACACACUCCUAAUGCUCUCGUCCGAUCCAUGAGUUACUACGUAUCUAAGCUCUUCUUCACCAACGUUGGCACACAGACCGCCGCAGUCUCUGGGAAUGUGGGGUAUGGGCCACUGUACUGGUCUGCGACGAAAAAUGAUGCGGGAACGUACUUUGUGAAGAUUGUCAACUAUAAUGGCGCAGCUUCAACUCCGGUCACAGUGGUCAUUCCAGGGAAGACGGGAGUCGCAACUUUGAAGACUGUAACUGCUCCAGAUCAAUACAGUACCAAUUCGCUUGGGAAUACGCAGAGUGUUUGGACCGAGACGCAGUCGUUUAGUCAUUACGAGAAUUGA